GAGUCAGCUGACGCAAGCGAAUACAAUCGGAAGUCGUAGCGCCGUCAAUCGUGUUUCUGAGACACCGAUAACGCUUUAACCGGCGUUACGGAGUUAUUUCAGGGAUAUUAUACGGUGUCUAGAGGCAUCACCACCUAACGGCAAAUACAAUUUCAACGGAGUUUUCGAGGGCGGCAUCAUGUUCAGUUCCAUAUUUGGCCGGAAACGGGCUCCUGCAGGGCAACCAGCAACAGUCCAGGAGAGCCAGCAGGGUGACUUUGUUGUCUUUGAAAGCACAGGUGUCUACGAACCACUACCAGCUGCAGAGAAUCCUCUUGUGAAUAUGGAAACUCAGCGGUCUCCGCCUCCUACAAGCCAGCCACAUGGCAUUGAUGGUGUGCCCUUUCAACUCAACACCAGCCUGGCUCAGUCUGGUACCACCACUGGUGAUGUGGACGCGCUUCUUCGCAGGUUGCGUGCCAUGGGUGACCUGUCCUGGACUGAAUACGACUACAGUGUUGAGAGGCGCAUACUGCAUGACUAUGCGUAGUGGUUGAUUCUGUAUGCAUACUGCCACCAUGCAUGUCGACCGCCAAACAAGGUCUUUGUGCAUUUGUGAUGUGUGAAAAUCACGGUUUUAUUGAAUAGUUGCAAAUACAUGACCUGCGAUAAGGUCAAUAGUGGAUACGUGUGGCAGAAUGAAAGGAGGUUUCUUCCGCUUGCAAACACAUGCUGCCUUGUGUGCACAACUUGGAUGGUGCAAGUGCAUCAGGCAAACAACUGCUGGCACAAAAUACUUGCUUGCCCUUGGAAUGUCUGGCACACAUUGUCUCUAAUGUAGAUGACAUGUGUGAGGAACUACAGCCAGAGGCUUUAUUCACUCCUGCGGUGUCACGGUUUUGUGACAGAAGCUGACUAUGGAUAUUACUUAAUGCAAUUGUCACUAGUGCGGGCCAUAUAUGGUGCUUAUACAGUGUUUGCGCACAUUUGUGCACAUGACACAUCUAAGCGCGCUCUCUGUACGUAAUUAUCUAAUGCAUGUCUACUUAUGCAUGUAUACUGUAUGAUACUGUCUUAUUGAUGUAAUCAAUGAUAUAGAAAUAACUGCAGUAUUGUAAUUAGUGGAAAUAUGUUCGAUAGCGAUGAAAGAAAGAUAGCUGGCCACUUCUCUGCAUGCAUUAUGGAUAAUUAGCUGACAUCGCAUAAGGUUGUUGUAGUGAUGAAGUAGGUGUAACUAGACCAGAUGUCUAUAGAAAAUUAAAAUAAAUUGUAAUUGUUUAUUGUUAACAACAAAGUGACCAAUUGUCUGUAGUAAAGGCACAAGGCUUGUUUUGACGUAGCUGCCAGAAUGAAAUCUGUGUUCACGCCUGUUAUUCUGUGUUUAAAUAAAGAAUGUCAAUUUUCGUAAA
Messenger RNA from Dermacentor andersoni, 1388 nucleotides. RefSeq lists its product as uncharacterized. The record is from RefSeq and is a predicted model, not a curated record. NCBI's taxonomy places the organism in Eukaryota, Metazoa, Arthropoda, Arachnida, Ixodida, Ixodidae.